This is a messenger RNA of Tarenaya hassleriana, 2135 nucleotides long. Its product is annotated as putative pentatricopeptide repeat-containing protein At3g13770, mitochondrial. The transcript has 2 exons. The coding region runs from base 73 to 2031 and encodes 652 amino acids. The record is from RefSeq and is a predicted model, not a curated record. Gene Ontology annotation, molecular function: protein binding; zinc ion binding; RNA binding. Lineage: Eukaryota; Viridiplantae; Streptophyta; Magnoliopsida; Brassicales; Cleomaceae. Gene Ontology annotation, biological process: RNA modification.
AUGCAGUAGCAUUCUUAAAACCUGGAUUUUGAUAAUACGCAAUAAUAUGUGUAAGCAUUACAAGACAGCAUUAUGAGGAGCCCAGUUCGUCAGCUUAACUCGAGGCUUCAUCAUCAUCUCGGACGACUUCACGUAUCAUCAUCAUCGUCGUCGUCGUCAUUGCUUUCGUUUUCACCUCGCAACAAUGCCCUCCAAUCCUCCUCGCCAAUCCCCGAACUUCUCAAAUCCUUAUGCUCCGAUGGUCGCUUACGAGAAGCUUUGCUGGAAAUGGCGGUUCUAGGGCUCGAGAUGCGGUUUCAAGCCUACGAUGCUUUGUUGAAUGCGUGCUUGAGCAAAAGGGCUCUCAGGGAAGGUCGGAGAGUUCAUGCCCACAUGAUCAAAACACGUUAUCUUCCCCCAGUUUAUCUCCGGACUCGUUUGAUCGUCUUCUACGUAAAGUGUGAAUCUUUGUGUGAUGCAAGGAAGGUGUUCGAUGAAAUGCCUGAGAAAAAUGUUGUAUCGUGGACUGCGAUGAUCUCGGCUUAUUCUCAGAGAGGAUGUUCUUCUGAUGCUCUCAAUCUUUUUUCAGAGAUGUCGAAAUCAGAUGGAGAGCCGAAUGAGUAUACUUUCACCACUGUUCUUACCUCUUGCGCUGGUGCUUCUGGAUUGACUCUGGGAACCCAAAUUCAUGCUCUCAUAAUCAAGAAAAGUUUCGAUUCUCACGUUUUCGUGGGGAGCUCUCUCCUUGACAUGUAUGCGAAAGCCGGAAGAAUCGUGGAAGCUCUCCAGAUUUUCGAGUGCCUGCCCGAGAGGGAUGUCGUUUCGUGUACUGCCAUAAUUUCGGGCUAUGCCCAACUCGGUCUUGACGAAGAGGCAAUAGAAAUGUUCCGAAAGUUGCAGAAUGAAGGAAUGAAGACGAACUAUGUCACCUACGCUAGUGUUCUAACAGCGUUAUCUGGACUUGCUUUGUUAGACCAUGGAAGGCAAGUUCACUGUCAUGUCCUGAGAUGUGAACUUCCGUUCUACGCAGUUCUUCAGAACUCAUUGAUCGAUAUGUACUCGAAAUGUGGAAACCUCUCAUAUGCGAGGCGGGUUUUCGAUGAAAUGCCCGAGAGGACAGUCAUUUCAUGGAAUGCAAUGCUUGUUGGAUAUAGUAAGCAUGGUUUGGGAAGAGAAGCUAUUGAUUUAUUCGAAUUGAUGAAGAAUGACAACAGAGUGAAGCCGGACGGAGUUACCCUUUUGGCAGUUUUAUGGGGUUGCAGCCAUGGCAGUAGGAUCGAAGACACAGGUUUACAAAUAUUUGAUGAGAUGAGAAACGGGAAUUACGGGGUUAAGCCCGAAUCUGAGCAUUACGGUUGCGUUGUCGACAUGCUCGGCCGAGCUGGUCGGAUAAACGAGGCAUUUGAAUUCGUCGAGGAAAUGCCCCUUGAACCCAGUGGAGCCAUCUUGCAUUCCCUUCUAUCCGCUUGUAGAGUUCACUCAAAUCUCGACAUUGGGGAACUUGUAGGCCGAAAACUCCUCGAGAUCGAGCCGGAAAACUCCGGGAAUUACGUUGUCCUUUCCAACCUGUAUGCAUCCGCGGGAAGAUGGGAAGAGACGAGAAAAGUGAGGGCAUUGAUGAGGAAGAAAGCCGGGAUGAAAGAACCGGGAAGAAGCUGGAUCCAACAUGAGCGAAUCACACAUUAUUUCCACGCGAAUGACCGUGCUCAUCCGAGAAGGGACGAGAUUCUCGAUAAGCUGAGGGAGAUAACGAAGGAAUUGAAGCAAGAGGGUUAUGUUCCGGAUCUAAGCUGUGUAUUACAGGACGUGGAUGAGGAGCAGAAGGAGAAUAUGCUGCUCGGACACAGCGAGAAGCUUGCCCUGACCUUCGGGUUGAUCGCCAUUCCCGAGGGUUUCCCUAUUCGGGUGUUCAAGAAUCUCCGAGUAUGCGUCGAUUGUCACGAUUUCGCAAAGAUCUUUUCGAGGGUUUUCGGCAGGGAAGUUUGCUUGAGGGAUAAGAAUCGGUUCCACCAAAUUGUGGGAGGAACUUGUUCUUGUGGAGAUUACUGGUGAACUCACAGGUUAUCCCAUCUUUGUGGUGAUCAUUAGUGGCUCUUGAAAGAUUGUAUAAAGGUUGGAAAAUUGAACCGAAAUCUACUUUUGGUUUAGCUUGGUAA